Messenger RNA from Leptosia nina, 222 nucleotides. The record is from the annotation of a GenBank genome assembly. Lineage: Eukaryota; Metazoa; Arthropoda; Insecta; Lepidoptera; Pieridae.
AUGGAGGGGACUACAGAGAAGGAUUGUUCUCCUCUAUGGAGCCUUUAUCAGCAAAUAAUUGCGGAUAUGAAGAAUUGCGCACCGAUGUGGGAAGAAUUCAUAUCAAAGGCUACGAAACUUCACUCAGCGUUAAAGUCAGCUUUAGUAGCAGUAGCCGCGUUUCUAGAUGCUUUCCAGAAGAUAGCCGAUGCAGCAACGAAUGCAAGAGGUGUUUUAAAGUAG